This is a messenger RNA of Saprolegnia parasitica CBS 223.65, 591 nucleotides long. RefSeq lists its product as hypothetical. The record is from RefSeq and is a predicted model, not a curated record. The transcript has a single exon. NCBI's taxonomy places the organism in Eukaryota, Oomycota, Saprolegniomycetes, Saprolegniales, Saprolegniaceae. The coding region runs from base 1 to 591 and encodes 196 amino acids.
AUGGGCAACCUCAACUGCCUCGAGCAGUGCCAAGCGAUCCGCGAGCACGACGAGCGGCUCACGUUCCUGCGCCUCGGCGGCGUCUUCAAGCGCAAAAAGUACACCUUUGGGCUCCACACGGGCGCCGAGGCCGUCAACCUCCAGCUGCAUCCCGACUCGGACGAGGUGCUGCUCUGGACGUCCGACUCGCAGGCGACAGGCGCCAAGCCCAACGAGAUCGAAGUCGGCGCGAUCAAGGCCGUGACGCCCGUGGGCACGACCUCGUUCCAGAUCCUCUCGAUGCAGGGCGACGUACUCCUCGAGCUCGAGGCCGAGUCGGCCGACAUGCGUAAUGCGUGGGUCACGGCGCUCCAGUUUGUGUGCGAGCAGGUACAGUCCGAGCAGGAAGCAAACGGCUCCAACAAGAAGGGCCCUGCGACGCCGACGAGCCUCAAGCAGAUGGUCAAAGACCAAGCGGCCAAGCAAGCGUAUUGGCACAAGCGGCAACAGGAGCUCAAGCAGCGCGAGAUCGAGGCCGAAGAACGCAAGAAGAAGGUUGGCGCCAACGGUAUGAAGUACACGGCAAUUGCAAUGGCAAACCGCACGUCGUAA